AUGCUGUCUUCUGAAUCACCUAUAGUCAAUGAACCAGCUGAAUUGACUCCAACCAUUGACUCUGUCACUGCCAAACUUGAAGAAGAAAAGCAAGAUACCAAUGUGAAACCAGAUCCAAUUAUCCCACCAAGACCUAAACGAUCAACCGAUACUCCUGUCGAUCCAACUCCUGUUGUGGACACAAUUGAUCCAGAAUCAACUCAAGAACCUCAAUCAGAAAGAUCUACUGUUCCGAUUGUAUCUACACAAGAUUCAAAUCCAAAAGAAGAAGAAUCUGGAUCUGAAUCUGAAUCAACAAAACCGUCAACUCCAAUUAUCCCACAAAGACCAACCUCAAAAUCGUCUAGUUCAACUUCAAUCCCCGUCAUUCCAAAACGUCCAACUAGACCAACCUCUGUUGAACCUGGAUCAAAUGACAGGGGAUCACCAGUCCCAGUUGUACCAAAGCGUCCAAUUAGACCAGGAUCGAAGACAGCCACACCGGAAAUUGAAGACUCAAAAGAUGAAGUUGAAGAACCACAAGAAGCUCCAUUUACUCCAGAAAAUCCACCCACUGAUGUUGACAAAAAAUCCAUCCCCAAGAUUGACCUGGAACAAUUUUCAAUCGCCAUCGAUGCCGCUGCUCAAUCUGACCAACCUAAUUUUGGUGAUGGUGAAACCACUCCAGGGAAUUCCAAUACUAAGAUCACCUUCAAGGAUGAAGUAGAUGAUGAAGCACAAUUGGCUUCUGAUAGUUCUGUUUUUGAUGAUGAUUUGGAAACUGUUCAAGAAAAAGAUGAUUCGGUUUUAGCUGGAAGAACUCAUACCAAUACGGAAUCUAGUAGGUUUGAUACUGAGAAUAUUUUGGAAGAAGAAGCAGAAGAAGAAGAGCAAAUUGAGCAUGAAGGUGAUGAUCAUAAUGGAUUUGAAGUUAUUGAUAAGAAAGAAGUAGAGAAGGAGAAAGAGAAAGACGAUGAAGCCGUGGUUGUUGGAGAGGAAGAAGAAGUCAAAGAAGCUGAGCCUGUCGCAGAAGAGCAAGUUUUGGUUGAAUCUGUGGAAAGUAAGCCUGAAGUUGGAGAAGAAGAAGUAGUAGCUGCAGAAGGAGCCGUUGUUGAAAAAGAUGUUGUUGCACCUGCUAUUGUAGAAACUGAGAAGAAAGAAGAGACUAAAGAAGAGGCGAAAGAAGAGAAGAAAGGAUCGACUCCAAUCCCAGUCAUUCCCCAACGCCCCAGAAAAGCUGAAUCCCCAACCAAGAAAUCUCCAGAAGCUACUAAACCAGAACCUCCCCAAAAACCAAUCAUUCCUCGUCGUCCAACCAAGACCUUUUCUCAACCAGGAUCCGAUUCCGAAUCUACAAAACCAAAACCACCACCACCAAAACCCAAGAAGCUUUCUUCUAGAAUUGCCGCAUUCCAGCAACAACUCUUUGACCAAUCUAAUCAAGAUGAUUUCAAGAGAAGUAAUUCACCACCUAAAUACUCGCCUGAAAAAUCAAAAAUUGCGUCAUUAAAGGGAGUAGUAGGGAAGGGAAUCCCGUUACCUGGUAUGUUUAAUCCAUUAUUAGCCCAAAAGCAUCUCCAUCAUAAGGAAGAUACUUCCGAAAAAGAAGAAAUUGAUGAAACUGAGAAAGAACAAUCUAAUGCUCCAGCCAGAAGAGCAAAAGGUCCUCGUGGGAAGAAAUUACCAAAAUCAUUACAAGAACCAGUCAAUAUCGUUUCUGAAAGUAAAUUCAAAUUAGAAACUGGAAGUUUAUGGUCAUUGAGGUUUAAGAAAUCACAAGCGCCACCUCCGGAACCAGAACCAGUAGUCGAAUGGCCAGUGAUUCGGGGGCCGGUUAAUGAAUUAGGCGAGCCUAUGGAUGAUGAACAACUGAUUCUUGCUGAGAGUACUGAGAGGUUAAAUAUUAUUGAAGAUGAGUCUGAUGUGAAUGAGGAAAGUAGUGCUGCAGUUGAGCAGAAGAAGGAAGACGAUGAGGAAGUGAAAGAUCUUGUUAAAGAAGAUGUAGUUGAGGAAGAAAAGCCUAAGGAAUCAGAAGAGGUUAUUGGAUCAACCAAACCAGAUGAACUUAUUCAAGAAGAUAAAGAAGAUCAAGCAGCUGGUGGUGAUGAACAAGCUGAUGAAGACAAGGAAGCCGAUGUUAAGGCUGAGGAACCUUCCGAAGAACUGCAUGAGGCUGUACCAGAGGAAAAAGAACAAAACGAUGUUCUCGACGCAAGUAAAGUAGAAGUUCCUGAGGAAUCAAAAGAAGUCGAAGUUGAACAAGAAGUUGCAGUGGAACCAAAAGAGGUUGUGAUUGAGCAAGAAACCUCUCAAGGUGAGGUCAGUAAGUGA
Molecule: messenger RNA, 2310 nt
Organism: Hemisphaericaspora subhashii
Lineage: Eukaryota; Fungi; Ascomycota; Pichiomycetes; Serinales; Debaryomycetaceae
Exons: 1
Coding region: 1-2310 (769 amino acids)
Source: RefSeq, a predicted model, not a curated record